CGUAUGAAUUACCUUGUGCUUUGGCCGCUUUAGUUUUGUUGCAUGAAGGUUCUGGGCUAUUAGAAUGUGAAACUAAAGAGUCACAAACAAUACGGUAUGCAAAAAGUCGUCUUCCCUUGUAUCAUAGUUUUUUUCCCGAAUUAGUUCAAAUUCAAACGCAUUUAGAAGAUUUUUCUUUGUGCGAAAAGCAUUAUAACCAACUUGUAGUAUCUGAUUUUUUGCGACAA
Messenger RNA from Racocetra fulgida, 227 nucleotides. The record is from the annotation of a GenBank genome assembly. NCBI's taxonomy places the organism in Eukaryota, Fungi, Glomeromycota, Glomeromycetes, Diversisporales, Gigasporaceae.